CUUUUCCAUACGGACAUGUGCAUAUGUAUCUGUAGUUAUCGCUACGCAUUUAAGAGCGCAUCAAAACACCGGGUCAAGUUUAUUGCGUCAGCUACUUUUGGUACGAAGCUGAGCGGCAUUGUGCCGAGUAUAAAUAUUGGCCCUAACUUUGGUUUCGAACAUUGCAGUUUCAGUAUUUGCAACAUGAAGUUCUUCGCUCUCUUUGCUUUUGUCCUGGCCUUAGUGGCGAUGGCUGUGGCCAUGCCUGAACCUCUGCCCGGUGGUGGUGGCGGCGGCGGUGGCGGUGGUGGUCUCACCUUUGAAGAACUCGGUGGAGGCGGCGGCGGCGGUGGUGGUGGUGGCCUCAACCUUGAGCUCGGCGGAGGCGGUGGUGGUGGCGGCGGCGGUGGCAAGUAAAACGUAAAGCCAUUAAGGACAUAAUUUAAUAUAUUGUUUAUUGUUUUGAUGGUUUGGAGCAGUGUUUUGAACAAUUUUUAAAAUAUUAUAAUAAAUCCAAUUUGAGACAACAAAAAA
This is a messenger RNA of Bactrocera neohumeralis, 513 nucleotides long. RefSeq lists its product as uncharacterized. The transcript is spliced from 2 exons. The record is from RefSeq and is a predicted model, not a curated record. NCBI's taxonomy places the organism in Eukaryota, Metazoa, Arthropoda, Insecta, Diptera, Tephritidae. Bases 16 to 396 code for a protein of 126 amino acids.